GAUUUUAUUUUCUUAAUUAAACGAAUGCCUCAAUAAUGGCCACAGUAGGAGAAACGCCAGCAUCACCUACCAGCAGGGGACCUUCGCUAUGGAGCAGACUAAACGCUAGAUAUCAGAAGUUUUUAGACGAUUUAGUUCCAUACAGAGGCGGCCGGUGGGGGUUUUGUAUCUGUACCCUGUUAGUUUAUAUAAUUAGGAUCUAUUUUCUUCAAGGGUGGUACAUAGUAACGUACGCUCUAGCUAUAUAUCUUCUUAGCCUGUUCAUAGCUUUUCUUUCUCCAAAGUUUGAUCCUGCCGUAGAAGAAGACACAGACGAAGAUGGGCCUAGUCUUCCAACCACAUCUAACGAAGAGUUUAAGCCGUUUAUCAGACGGCUACCUGAAUUUAAAUUUUGGCAUUCAAUGACAAGGGCUAUUUUGAUUGCUUUUAUAUGCACUUUCUUUUCAAUUCUAAACAUUCCUGUCUUCUGGCCGAUACUUCUCAUCUACUUCAUUGUGCUAUUCGCUGUAACAAUGAAGAAACAAAUAAUGCAUAUGAUCAAAUACAAGUAUCUUCCUUUCACUCACGGCAAGAGACGUUAUCAGUCGAAAGAUGACACGAGUUCGUCUUCGCUGUAGUGUUAUUUUUUGUCCAUGCCUACACUUGGCAGAGAGACACUGCUUAUUGUUUGAAGAAUGAUUAAUUGUCAUUAUUAUUAAUUAUUAUUAAUAUGAAUAAAUGUAAAAAGCUACCCCC
Molecule: messenger RNA, 735 nt
Organism: Amphimedon queenslandica
Lineage: Eukaryota; Metazoa; Porifera; Demospongiae; Haplosclerida; Niphatidae
Product: protein RER1-like
Exons: 7
Coding region: 36-617 (193 amino acids)
Biological process (GO): retrograde vesicle-mediated transport, Golgi to endoplasmic reticulum; protein retention in ER lumen
Cellular component (GO): Golgi membrane
Source: RefSeq, a predicted model, not a curated record